AUGCUACGACAGCAGCAGAACAAUGCCUUUCAAUCUCCUCAUUUCGAUCUUGAAAACGAAAAUGGAGACGAUCGUGAUGAAGGCUUCAAGGAGGAAGAGAAGAAAGAAGCCGGCACCUACAUUCACAACAUUGUCUUUUCGGGCAUCGGCCUCGUCUCCGAUGGCUACAAUGCUCAAGUGAUUUCCUUUGCCCUGCUCCUUCUGUCAAAGAUUUACUCUCGAGAGGAGCUAACAUCCAAGAUCAAGACUCGAAUCAGCGCGGCGUACUACGUUGGCAUCGUUGUGGGCGCUCUGCUUUUUGGCAAUCUCAUUGAUGGCUUUUCGCGUAAGACGGGCGUCGUGCUCGCAACGGCAGUCCUCGUUGUCGGUGUGGGCCUCAGCAGCGUUUCUGGCGUAAACACAAGCCCCUCGGGUCUCUUCUGGAUGCUUACCGUUUCGCGCGGCAUCCUGGGCGUCGGUGCCGGUGGCGAAUACCCAGUCUGCACCACAGGUGCUACCGAGGCGUCCGACGAGAACACGACGGUGCAGAAGCGGCGCGGAAUGCUCGUCGCCCUUGUCGGCAACUUUGCCGUCGACAUUGGCCUCGUCCUGGGAGGUGUCGUCCCGCUCAUCGUUCUUGCUCUCUAUGGCUACAGGGCCAAUACACCCGCAACCCAGACCCAGGAUCUCGAGGCGGCUUGGCGUAUCGCUGUAGGUCUCGGCGCAGCCAUUCCCAUUGCUGUCUUCUACUGGCGCUAUAAGAUGGUUACUUCGACCGCCUUUUCCAAAAACAGCAAGCGAAGCCUCGGCAAGGUCUCUACUGCUCGCUUUUACGCCUUGGUCUUUCGACGCUAUUGGAGAUCGCUGUCGGGCGCUUGCCUCUGUUGGUUUCUGUACGACUUUGUCUCGUAUCCUGCCAGCCUCCUCGCAACGCCUUUCAUCGCUGGUUUGUCUUCCUCAUCCUCGCAUUCUAGUACGCCCACGUCUACCUCCCUUGUGCAUGCGGUUGGCUACGGUAGCCUGAUAAACCUAUUCACUCUACCCGGCUGCCUCAUUGGUUCGCUCCUCCUUGAUCGCGCUGGUCGAAAGACGACACAGAUGGCCGGCUUCUUUGCCCAGGCAAUCAUCGGCGCCGUCCUUGGUGGCGUCCUGCACCGCAUCAAGUCCAACUUGUGCGCAUUUGUGCUCCUCUAUGGGGCUUUUGUGGCAUGCGCAGAGGCCGGUCCGGGCGUAGCGACGAUUCUCAUCAGCGCCGAAGUUGCACCGACCGCUGUCCGGGGCCACUUUGUGGGCCUAGCGGCCGCCUUUGGAAAGGCCGGCGCUGCAAUCGGCACCGUGUGCUUCUCGGCGCUGCAGGCGCAAUUCAGUGACGAGAUGGCCGGUCAGCAGGCCGUCUUCCUAGUAGCGGCCGGCUUCAGCCUAGUCGGUGCACUGGCAACAUUCUUGCUCAUCCCGGCCCAGCUGGAGAAACGGAGCUUGGAGGAGGAAGACAAGCAAUUCAGGAAGUACCUGGAAGAGCACGGGAUCGUGCAGGAUGUCUUCUGCAAAGGCACAGCGGAGGCUGUCCAUGAAGUCAAGGUAGAGAAGUGUGACGAAGACUUGAAGGAUCAUGACAAACUGUUUCGAAGCUGA
Molecule: messenger RNA, 1611 nt
Organism: Acaromyces ingoldii
Lineage: Eukaryota; Fungi; Basidiomycota; Exobasidiomycetes; Exobasidiales; Cryptobasidiaceae
Product: MFS general substrate transporter
Exons: 3
Coding region: 1-1611 (536 amino acids)
Biological process (GO): carboxylic acid transport; transmembrane transport
Cellular component (GO): plasma membrane
Molecular function (GO): carboxylic acid transmembrane transporter activity
Source: RefSeq, a predicted model, not a curated record